Molecule: messenger RNA, 3604 nt
Organism: Chlamydomonas reinhardtii
Lineage: Eukaryota; Viridiplantae; Chlorophyta; Chlorophyceae; Chlamydomonadales; Chlamydomonadaceae
Exons: 4
Coding region: 335-2665 (776 amino acids)
Source: RefSeq, a predicted model, not a curated record
CUAUUCUCCACCGAUUGCCUUAUAACGAAUACUGCACUUGAAUUGUAUACAAACAUUCUACACAUACAACAGCAAAUUGAACACCAACGCGGAGCGUCGCCGAAAACUGCUACUGGCUUUUGCAAGUUCGGUUCGUCUCCGACCGUGCUUUCCUGCCUUACUUCAAUGCAACUAUAAUCUUGAAUUGCUAAUGCUAGUUUGGUUGAUGGACCAGGCAGUACAGCGCGGCGGUCCGGCAGUGGCGCCGGGCCGCCCAUAAAUGCCAAGGAGGCCACACAGUUGGCACGGGCGGGCGCGAAAUGGUGGCAAUGAAGCACCAAAGGCUUGUGACUUCAUGGCAGCUGUUGUCGGCGAGCGGCGAGGCGGUCGGAGGGGACGCCUUGGCUGGCCAGCAUGGUCGGCAUCGCUGCCCGGCUGGGCGACUCGUGUCAUCAUACUGCUACUGCUAACACUGCCGGUGCCGGUACUCGGCGCGCGGCCGCUGGUGCCCACCGCCGGCCCCGCGGGCGGGGCCGACGCGGUUCCCCGGUACCUCGCCGAAGUCGGCAUUGGUACUGCGGGCGGCAGCGACGGCAGCAGCAGUGGAACCGCGCCGGUGGGGCUGAGCGGUUAUCAGCCUCCGCAGCAGUGGCAGCAGCAACCACAACAGCAGCAGCAGCAGCAGGGUCAAAACCCUAUUGCCGUGGUUCCGCUGGGUAUGGGCGAGCUGCAGGUCGCCACCAUGGAUCGCGACUCGACCAUGGUGCUGCUGCAAGAGCGCAUCGGGCGGCUAGACGCGGAAAAGCGGCUUGCCGAGCUGCAGCUAGAAGUGCUGCAGCUCCAAGUGGCCCAGCAGCAGGUCAUCCGGCAGGCGACGGCGACCGCCGCCGCGCAAGUGACGUCGCUACAGAAGGAGGUGGACGGGCUGAAGCAGCAGAUGCGGCUGAUGGAGCUGGCGGCGGCGUCUGCGGUGUCCAAGGAUGCAGCGGCGCGACCGCCGGAGCUGUCGCCGACGGCGCCGCCACCGUUCCCGCCGCGCCCGCCGUCGCCCUACGCUCCUGACCCGCUCCAGGUCCAGCAGCGACAGCCCACACAGCAGGAGCAGCAGCGGGAGCCGCCGCCACCGCAGCAGCCGGAGCCCCCAGGCGUUGGGGGCCGCAGGCUGCUGCCGCCUGACCGGCCGGUUGCGUCCUUGGAGCUGGCACGUGAUCCCCAUGCAUCGCCGCCGUCGCCCCGGCCACCCAAGCCGCCCGCGCCGAAGCCACCUAGCCCGGUGCCACCUAGCCCGGUGCCGCCUAGCCCUGCUCCGCCCAGCCCGGCGCCACCGAGUCCCGUGCCACCCAGUCCUGUGCCGCCCACACCACCUAGCCCGAUACCGCCCAGCCCCGCGCCGCCCAGCCCGGCGCCGCCAAGCCCCGCACCUCCCAGCCCGGUGCCACCUAGCCCCACUCCGCCCUCGCCAGUGCCACCCAGCCCGGCGCCACCCAGCCCCGCACCACCGUCGCCCGCACCUCCCAGCCCGGCGCCACCCAGCCCUGCCCCACCAUCACCGGCGCCGCCCAGCCCGGCGCCACCCAGCCCCGUGCCUCCGGCUCCGCCGUCCCCGAGCCCCCCCUUCGCGCCGCUUAUGCCCGCUAGCCCGCCACCACCACCGCCGCCGCCUCGACCCCCGCACCCGCCACGCCCGCCCAUGUUCCCAUUCCAACCGCCGCCGCCGGGCCUGCCGCCGCCGCCUAGCCGGCCGCCUCCGCCAUCGCCGCCGCCGCCCCGCCCACCGCGCCCGCCCGCGCCGCCUUUAGACUUCUAUCAAACUAGUUUUCCAAUCUAUUGGGAGGACGCAAGCUUUAAUAGCGAGCUCGCUGACCCGAACUCGCUGGAUGCUUGGAACAUCGACGUCUGCGAGCAACUUCUGGCCUUUGCACCAGAGGAAACCAUGUGUGAUGUCUACUUCAACCGCUACCAGGUGUCUUACGUAACGCUCACCAGCCUUUACAGAGGCGAGCUGCUGCUCUACUACAUGAAUGCGAUGCUGUCAACAUACAGCCAUUUUGUCUUUGACUCUGAAUUUAUGGGGCGGUACGGCAUCACGCGGGUGUGGGUGUACUGGAGCAUGCCGCCCGCCCGCGGCUCGCCGCCCUCGGCGCCCUUCCCCAGAAUGCCGCCGCUGCCCCCCGGGCCGCCGUAUCCGCCGUACGCCAACGGCCUGGGCGACACUAAAACCGUACGGCAGCGCCUCAUGCUGGAACUGCUCAGUAGUGACACGGCCGCCGCAGAUGGGGCCGUGGAUUCGGAGGGCGACUACCUGGGCCAGCAGGGUACCGGCAGCGGCGAUGGCGGCGGCAGCGGGGCAGCUGUAGCCGCCACACGUUCGGGUGGUGGCGUGCGGGGCGGCGCAGGGGAAAAGGCGACAGCACCGGAGCAUCCCCGGCAGCGGCGGCAGCAGCAGCAGCAGCAAGGGUGGAAGGAGGGAGGCGAGGGGGAUGGCGCUGAUGUGGAGUGGGUGGAUGAGGAGUCGGAGUGGGUGGACGAGGGGUCGAAGAAGGCGGGCGCCACGACCGGCACCGCCGCCACCACCACCACCCGUGGAGCCACCAACAACAACACCACCACGACCGCUGACUCGUGGCUCGGCGCAGGUACCGGGCACAGGUCGUACCGAAGGGACGAUUGGAGCUACGGGCGUUAGUCCUACACGGUGAUGUAGGGUUUUGGGCAGGCAGGCAUCACUGACUGAAGGCGGGAGUCUGGAAGUGAGGGUUUCGAGAGCGCGGCGGGAUGUGAGCCAAGAACGUGAGCAGGCUGAAUGCGCAGAGAUGAACCCAAUUAUUACUAGAGAAUCUAUAGAAACCUUACCCGAAAUGUGCGCAGGAGAGGAAACGCUUGCAUUGCGCACGUGUUCAACAAUCACCCCGUUGGAUGCGAUAGGCUUUUCGGUUGGGAAGACAGGCGGUUGAUUGACGGUGUGUUGCUGUGUGUCAUGAUUACUUGCUGGUUGAUGCACGCACGUGGGGCACAUAAGCACGAUUCAUCUUAGGCCCGGGCAUAGCUACUUAGUCGCCUGGCGAUUUGUUGGUUUGGUGGCAAGUCAGCGAGUGACAUAGGAUGGAGCCCGCGCUCGUGGAUGGGCGGCCGGCUUAGUCGAUUGAACAUAGCGGGAUACAGCAGGCGUGGUGCCUGUGCCCCUAAUCUAGAGACGACCGCCCGUAGCAUGGAUAGAAUGACGGGCGGCACUAGUCAUGAAACGAUACGGUAGCAAUCAAGAUAGCCGCCACACUCGAGAUUGGUUAUCCCAGGUUGGCCUUCCCAGCUAAGCGCAUUAGGUUUGGCAUGCUGUGCGGCAGGCCGUAGCGUAUGCACGGCAUCUCUCCCUCCCCGGCGCACUGUGGGUCGUUGGCGUCCAGCGGCAAAGUGGUGUGCGCUGUCAUCCCGGCGCCCUAGAGCCUUGCCUGGAGCGCUAGCUGCUGCCGCGGUGCUGCUGUAUGGACGAAGGCGGUCCCGUAGCUGGGUGGUGGGCGCUCCGUGCGGGUGGGUUGCGGCGCCUGGACUACGAUGGAGGGGCGGGAGGGCCCUGCUAACUCCGGAUCAGGAGAACAUGAAAGGCCGCGGUGUCUGUAAAGAGGAGUUC